UGUAUGUUGAUUUACCAACCGGAAGCGCUAGCCGGAAGUUGCUCCCGUAUUCGUGACGUGUUCUUGUAACUACUAUUUGCAGUUGCUGCUGACAUCAAAUUCCAUACUCAAAUGCGGCGAGAGUUUGCUGAUAAAUUAUAGCCACAUUCAGUACCAUAGGAAAGGGAUCGUGAUACGACCUACAAAAAUGACAACCAUGUUCGCAGACACUAUUCUUAUUGUUUUCAUCUCUGUUUGCACAGCUCUGUUAGCUGAGGGAAUUACAUGGGUGUUGGUGUAUCGUACUGCAAAGUACAAGAGUCUGAAGGCAGAGGUGGAAAAGCAAAGCAAGAAAUUGGAGAAGAAGAAGGAAACCAUUACAGAAUCUGCAGGACGUCAACAGAAGAAAAAGAUUGAGAGACAAGAGGAGAAACUGAAGAACAACAACAGAGAUCUAUCCAUGGUACGAAUGAAGUCCAUGUUCGCCAUUGGCUUCUGUUUCACAGCAUUGAUGGGAAUGUUCAACUCCAUCUUUGAUGGAAGGGUGGUGGCCAAACUGCCAUUCGUCCCACUGUCCUACAUUCAGGGCCUUUCCCAUCGCAACCUUUUGGGCGAGGACUUCACUGACUGCUCCUUCAUCUUCCUGUACAUUCUCUGCACCAUGUCCAUCAGACAGAACAUCCAGAAGAUGCUGGGUCUGGCCCCCUCCAGAGCUGCCACCAAGCAGGCUGGAGGUUUCUUGGGACCCCCUCCCCAGGCAGCUAAGUUCUCCUAAGAACCAAGCACAUGGGUGGCGUUCCAGGCUGAAUACAUUACAGUCCAAUGGUUGUGUACCAUGUCAUCGAGUGUGCAGCCGAGCAUCAGAUCCUAUAUCAUAUGAUGUGAUUUUUGCAAUGUAGUCUGCUUAGAACGCGUCUUCAGUCCUAUUUCUACACUGUGACUGUCUUGCCACAGAGAGAAGGGAGCGGACAGCCCCCUCAUCUGUACAGAGAAUGACAUUGCUGUCACAAAGAUGGAUGGGACGACUCUUUGUAUACAUUGAAUACCAUCAGCAGCUACUGUAUCAUUCAUUACCUGUACCCAUUAUUUCAUUGAAGUUUGUAGUGUACCUGGUUUGACCCAUUUUCCUUAUUUUGAUGCUUUAAGUUUUAGUUUGAUUAGUUUGACAUAAAAGUAGCUAUGAUUGUGAGUGCUAAUGAUUUACAAAAUUUUACAAAAGUAUGAGAUAUUCUGUUUAUAUUCAGAUAAACAUUGUGAUAAGAUGCUAAACAAAAAUCGUAUGAGAUUGGAAUAAAUUAAGCAGAACUGGGAGUGGAUUGGCUGUUUGGUUCAUCAGUACAUUAUGUGGUUGCCUGGCUCUGUAGUAUUUCAUUUCUUACUUAUUGAAUAAAUGUUUUAUCACAUUUUA
Messenger RNA from Salvelinus namaycush (lake trout), 1387 nucleotides. It is a transcript of the gene tmco1, whose product is annotated as transmembrane and coiled-coil domains 1. Gene Ontology annotation, molecular function: calcium channel activity. The coding region runs from base 188 to 754 and encodes 188 amino acids. Gene Ontology annotation, cellular component: endoplasmic reticulum membrane; endoplasmic reticulum; cytoplasm. The transcript has 7 exons. Gene Ontology annotation, biological process: endoplasmic reticulum calcium ion homeostasis. The record is from RefSeq and is a predicted model, not a curated record. NCBI's taxonomy places the organism in Eukaryota, Metazoa, Chordata, Actinopteri, Salmoniformes, Salmonidae.